Messenger RNA from Zerene cesonia (dogface butterfly), 2944 nucleotides. RefSeq lists its product as uncharacterized. Gene Ontology annotation, biological process: regulation of transcription by RNA polymerase II; chromatin remodeling. The record is from RefSeq and is a predicted model, not a curated record. Gene Ontology annotation, molecular function: histone binding. Lineage: Eukaryota; Metazoa; Arthropoda; Insecta; Lepidoptera; Pieridae. The transcript is spliced from 10 exons. Gene Ontology annotation, cellular component: NuA4 histone acetyltransferase complex. The coding region runs from base 324 to 2927 and encodes 867 amino acids.
CCAAGUAUUUGAAGCAAGCUUGCGCGGAAAAUUUACAAGCAGCCGCAUUCUGAUUUGUGAAUGUAAUUUUGCGAGUAAAAAAGUACCCAAACGUAACGAUUAUCAUAACUCGGUUGUUGACCUUACUUCUGUCAAACGCGGAAAUUGUCGAAAAAGGGAUAGUUUUAUUUUAUAAUAAACUAAAGUGAUAUAAAACCAGUUCGAUCCUUUCACGUUGAGAGAAAUGUGAUAAAACUUUUCUUUCACGUGCCGUACGAAUGCAAAUCAAAGUUGUUAUUAUUAAUGUAUGGGCGUACAAUUGAUAUAGAGUGGUUGUAUAUAAAAUGGAUAGCAGGGGAGAAUAUCACGAUCCUGACUAUCCGGAAGCGCCGGUUUGUGUAAAGGCUGAACCGCCAAACAUAAAUGAAGAAGAGAAAGUAGAUAUAAUCAAGAAGAUUAUUCAUCGUGAAUUCUCCAAUGAAGUGGAGGCCAGAGAAAACGAAGUUUUGUUAAUAGAUCAAAGGAUGACUACAGCUCGUCGGUAUCUUCACCAGCUGAGGUAUACCCUGGUGAAUAAUUACUACAAGGAUCAGAGGCUACAGCUGACAGCCAGUCAAAUAAAUGAUGAUAUUGCCGCACAAGCGGAGCCUACAGCUAAAACCGAGGUAGCUCGAUUACUCCGAGAUGGUCAACGCAGACUGCAUCCGUCCGUCCGUAAGUUACUCGGAAAGAAAACAGCUGAUUUGGAUGAGAUUUUCAAAUUCAAGGGGCCAAGGAAUAAAACAAGGAUAGACUAUUCGGCAAUGCUGCAAACCAGAAACUACACAAUAUCGGCUGACUCAACGAAAACCCUCCGACCAGAAAUGCCGGACGAGCAAAAGGAUACACAAGAGAUCGUACCGGAAACGUCGGGCAGGCCAAGGAGGAUCCCUCGCCACAUUGAGCCGAAAAUCGAGAACGUUCUGACGUUGGAUGAGAUAACUAGGAAUAAGAUGAAACAUCGCUACAGGAUUAUUAUAGGCAACACGUCCAAGUACGUGCCGCCGGCGUCGCGGCUGGACCGCUCGACGCACAAGUGGCUGCUGUACGUGCGCGGGCCGGCGGCGCGGCCCGACCUGUCCGCGCUCGUCACGGCCGUCACCGCGCGCCUGCACCACUCCUACGCGCCGCACCACGUCGUGCACCUGCGCAAGCCGCCGUUCCACAUCUCGCGGCGCGGCUGGGGCGAGUUCCCCGUGUCGCUGGAGCUGCACUUCCCGCGGCCCGACGUCAACCGGCCGGCCGCGCUCGCGCACACCAUAGCGCUCGACCGCCACUACACCGGCCUGCAGACGCUCGGUGCGGAAACAGUGGUAGAUGUGUGGCUAUACAGCACGCCGGAAAUGUUAAAAUACGAAUACAAAGACGACGACACGACACACAAGUUGGCGGCGGAAGACGCAGACGCACCAGACGCACAGCACGCAGAUGACAAGGGCACAGACGAUACAGAAGUGCAGAUCAAACCAGAGCCGAACGAAGCAGAGAACCAUAUAAACGAGGGCGAUAGUUGGCUGGAUUUCUUCGCAAACCAAACGGCUGUGAGCGUGGACGAUAUGCUCGUGAAGGAUAUUAAAAAAGACAUGCAAGCAACCCCAGUGAAAGUCGACGCGGACGCUGACAUCAAAAUGGCCGACGAAAUACCGAGCAGCAUAGAGCAGCCGUGGAAGAAACGGAUCAUGAAAUACAUGGAUCCGACGACGGGGAAGAUAUAUUAUCUAGAAAUGGACAGGAAACUGGAUUUGAGCACAGUGCAAGAAAUCGUUAUUAACUCGAAGGGCAGCGUGCAGACGGCCAAAAUAAGUCCAGUCAAAAAUGGCGUGCGAAAUAUUAAAAAGGGCGUUUCGUUGUUGAAGCCGGAAGUGAAAAGUCUGCUGAACGAACACAAAUUCGAAAGGCAUCGUCUCCCCACUCAUAUAGAGAACGACCAUUGCUAUUUGGGCUUCAGUUUCUACGAAACGGUGGACAGGGAGCCGAAGUUGGAUGAGUUCAAGAGAAUCGUGGAGCGUUUGACCAGUGUGCGGCAAGUGGUUAAGUGUUUGUUAAAGAAAAUACCGCUGAUUAGUGCGGAAGCGAACAAAAGUGAAUUCGUCAAGUGUUUCCCGUUUGUUGUGGAGAAUGAGGAACGCUAUUGGAAGUUGGAUUUCGCCAAACGGAGAAAUAUUGAGUGGUCAAGAGCGAAGCUCAUCAACAAGCUGCUCGUGGAGAAUUUCAAAUCGAGCACCGAACAAAUAUGGCGGACGAAACAGAUCCUGGUGUACGCGCGACUGCACGGCUUCUACCCCACGCGGCCGGAGAGCGUCCUCGCCCAACCGGACAGACACACGGACGAGUGGUCGUCGUGGAACGACAUGGAAGCUUCCAGAAGCCUAGAGUCCAGCAUCAAGGAAGUGUACCCGAGCGCGUGCGACAUCAGCAGCCUGUCAAUAUUCGACCUGGACAGCUACAGAGCGGCCGACCCGCCGGUGCUGGCCGACUCCGACGAGGAGAUCGACGUGGUGCGCGACAGGCGGAGUGUGGUGCGCAAACAGUGCGACAGUGCGGUGGUUCAGUGCGCGCUGCCGGUGACCGGUGACGAUGAGAGACACGGGUUUGUGUUCGUCGAACGGAAGUGCGCGGAUAUCGGCCUCGAACUGCGGAACGAGGAUGUUGGCCACGGCUAUUCAUAUAGCGCAGUGCACGCGGUGCUGCUAUCAGCCGUGCGCAGCUUUGCGGAGGACCUGAUACGGGAGUCGCUAGCUGUGAAACUUAUGGAAGGAGCAUCCGCACACCACCCACCGCCCACGUGGAGCGGUUCGUCAUCCCGAAUCCCCAUCCACUUGCAGCACGUGUAUCGCGCGGCACAAGCGUGGGCCCACAUGUCCAACAGUGGGCUGGCAACCAAUAAAGUGGAAACACACUCGCUAUAAUAUACGAUUUUGAUAAA